AUGGCUUGUAGUAGCGGUAGUGGAGCAUCUUGCGGUAGCUAUUCGGAGAGCCAGCAGCAGAUGAUGAUGGAGGAGAGGAAGAGGAAAAGGUUGGUGUCCAAUUGGGAAUCGGCCCGUCCAUCCAGGACGAGCAAACACCAACACCUUGAUGAUCUGAUGGCCCAGUCAAGUCGGCUCAAGAAUGACAACAUCCACAUCAUCACAACCAUUGACAUCACCGCCAGGCUUUACUUAGAUGUUGAGGCUGAGAAUGCAGUUCUCCGGGUUCAGAUGGCAGAGUUAAUCAAUAGAUUGCAGUCUCUCAACCAAGUCAUAGAUUUCAUAAACUCAAGGAAAAGGAAUCAGCUCUUCGGUGACAUUGGAGACGCCCAGAUUAAUGAUUUUGGCUUCAUCCGCCCUGCGCCUGUGAAUCAACGAUCUUGGCAUCAGCUAACAUGUUGA
Molecule: messenger RNA, 441 nt
Organism: Neltuma alba
Lineage: Eukaryota; Viridiplantae; Streptophyta; Magnoliopsida; Fabales; Fabaceae
Product: bZIP transcription factor 11-like
Exons: 1
Coding region: 1-441 (146 amino acids)
Biological process (GO): positive regulation of DNA-templated transcription
Cellular component (GO): nucleus
Molecular function (GO): transcription cis-regulatory region binding; DNA-binding transcription factor activity
Source: RefSeq, a predicted model, not a curated record